Molecule: messenger RNA, 1109 nt
Organism: Malania oleifera
Lineage: Eukaryota; Viridiplantae; Streptophyta; Magnoliopsida; Santalales; Ximeniaceae
Exons: 4
Coding region: 356-937 (193 amino acids)
Source: RefSeq, a predicted model, not a curated record
GGCCUGAGCCACAAAAUAAACCUACAGGCCCAAGCCAACCGCAAGCCCGCCUUUAAUAUUGAAAAUUUAUGGGCUUUUCUACUCCAAAAAUCCCAUCUAAGGUCAGCACAUUAACCAGGCCCAACUGCAGGCCCACCAGGCAAAGCUACAUCCUAUUCUCAGCCCACUUUAUUGAACAAGUCGCAGCAAGCGGGUUCUGGUAGCCCCUAGUUUUCAUUCAUUCCACUGAGAAAGUUCCGCUGUUUCCCACCGCCGCUUCCCUUUCAACGUCCCUAUAUAUACAGUAGAUGGCCACCCCUCGCCCUAUACUAUUGCGCAGGGGGCACCGACGGACGGCGAUAGAUCAACCGGAGACAUGACGGCCGAGAAGUGGACGGUGAAGAAGCCAAGCCGGAGCGACGAGGUGGUGGAGGCAGAGAAACAGCUCAGAAUCGCCGACCAGGUCCGAACCCACUUCAACUCCGUGGCUCCCAAGCGCCCCGCCAAACCCAACAGAAGCGAGUCCGACCCAUCCAACACUUCUCCGGAUGUGGGCACCUUUGACGGCGACAUCCCUGAGUUCCACAAGUUUCAAUCUCUCCAAUCUCAAUCUCAAUGUCAGGCUGUGAUUUCGGCAGAGGGCGGGGCUACUGUGCAAGAAGAAUUUGUGGAGACCCAGUACUACAAGGAGUUGGAUUCCGUUGACAAGCAGCAUCAUACGACGGGAAGUGGAUUUAUAAAGGUGGUGAAGGAAUCAAGCGAGAAUGGGUAUGAUCUGCACUUGCAAGGAGGCGGCCGCCGGCGAGAAGACGGCGGUAGAGUGGCGGUGGUUCCCUGUUUCAGAAGCAACCCCGCCACGAACGACUGGAUUCCCGCCGUUGAAGAAGGGCUGCAGGAAAAUUUUGCUUCUCAGGUCAUCCAUGUCUCCUCGAAGCCCAAUCGGAGCGAGGGUUCUUAGGGAGACGCAGAGUUUGCACUGCGAAAAAACAAAAUUCUGUUCUUUCUGCAAGAUUGUGUUAUUGUGUUUGCGGAAGUUGAUAAGUUCUAGGGUUUGGUCAAUGAUAUUAUGAUUGUUUAUGUGAUUGUAUAAAGUAAUGAGGCACCGACUUGUGCAUCAUCGUUCGAUCUUA